Molecule: messenger RNA, 1800 nt
Organism: Hyaloperonospora brassicae
Lineage: Eukaryota; Oomycota; Peronosporomycetes; Peronosporales; Peronosporaceae
Source: the annotation of a GenBank genome assembly
AUGGCGUCGCUCAAGACCUGCUCGCUCGAAGAGCUUAAGAGAGAGCCAUGUAGAUUGCAGAAUCAGGCAGAAAGCACGACGCAGCAGCUGCGCAACCUCGUGUUACAACAUUACCACGUUUUCAUCCAGAGCAACCAGUGUGCUGGCGUCGUCAACGACGAUCUUGCAGAGCUCAACGAGCGAAUGGUCAAGAUUGAAACUGCCAUUCCAGAGCUACAGGAACGUUUUGGUGAGCUUGAAAAGGAUUUGGUGGACGUCGUGGCAAAGCACGACGAUACUCAAUACGUCCUUGAGCAUUAUCUGCAGUUAACAGAGUUGCUGGAGAUCCCACAGUUACUGGAAGCGUGUAUUCUAAACGAGUUGUUUGACUCGGCACUGGAUGUCGUGCAACUUGCACGUGAGAUGUUCGACGACGACGCGAGCGCGUCACAUAACGUGGUGACGAAAUGUCUCAUGCGAGAGGUGGUGGAGAUGACCAAAGCGUUGCGCAAAAGACUGCUACAAAAGUUGCGCGAAGACCUGCAACUAGCGCUAUGCGUUCGUAUUGUGGGCCAUAUCCGGCGUCUGGAUAGUCUUCUUCUUCUUCGAAGAGAAGGGACAGCUGCUGUCGAGUCGUUGGAGUAUGAAAAACAGCUGAAAGAAGAGUUCCUUGCUUGCCGGAAUGUGUGGCUAAAAUCGUUAAGCCGCGGCAUCUCGUCCUCGGACCCGUAUCAAUAUAUUAUCCAAGUUAUCGAUAUCAAGCGAACGAGCUGGUUUGACACGAUCACGCAGUACUCAGCGAUCUUCGGUAGCGAGAACGUAGACGGCAAAGUGGACCCGCCGCUCUGUCGCUGGGCAACGACGACGGUGGCAGAGUUCAUUCACACUCUCAUGAAGCAGUUGCCAAAGGUUGAAGACCUGAGCUCGGUCGCUACGAUUCUUGAACAGAGUCUGUUUUUCGGGGGGUCACUUGGUCGUGUUGGUGUGGACUUCCGCGCAGUGCUUGUUGUGUAUUUCGAAGACCACGUGCUGACGUUGAUGACAGAAUCGUGGCGGUCGGCAUGCCGCGAUUUUCGGGACAGUCUGAUCGCGCACUCGUUGUCAGCAUCAAUUGACUCUUCGAUGCCGACGUGCCCAGCGACACCCAUCGUGGUCGCAUCUUACCGUUCGUCUGCCAAUGGAAGUGCCAGCAAUUUCCCUGACGCUUCUCGUCUCGCGCCGACGUCUCUAGAUCGUGACGACUAUUCACCUCCACGGUGUCUCAUGUCUUUUCCUUUGCUGGCCGAAUUUACCAACGCGCUGCUGUCUUCGCUAAACGAAUUGAGGCUGUGCACGAUUUUGUCGCUGCAGAAUCGUUUGGGUAAAAAGUAUCAAAGUGUGAUCCGCACCAUAUUGUUUACAGUCGCUGAGUUUGCGAAGGAGAACAAGCUUGAUCUGCAUGCCCCAGGGACCGAGAGCUACGAUGAUGAAAGUGACACGGCUUCAAGACAUGCACGGAAAGCGGCGCUUACGGAAUCUGUAUGCGCGAUGGUUGAGGUCAUUCGUUCGGAGCUCGUGCCAUAUUUGAUCAGGUGCUUUCAUCGCCUGUUCCCCGUGUCAUCAGUCGCUGCACUUAGUGCGAUUCGGGUCUUGAGCAAGGAGAUCGAAGAUCUUGGUGUGAUCAUGCACGAAGCUGGUUUGCUCGUUUCUGUUCCGCACGACAGGCGGUCAGCAAAGACUACAGCGGACGAGAGCGCUGGGUGUAUGGAACCCGAGAGUCAAAGUGCCGAUGCCCCCGACAACAAUACGAUCAAUCAAGCUGCUGCUCAAGCCGAAGCAUAG